Messenger RNA from Scomber japonicus (chub mackerel), 7199 nucleotides. Its product is annotated as multiple PDZ domain protein. The record is from RefSeq and is a predicted model, not a curated record. Gene Ontology annotation, molecular function: protein binding. The coding region runs from base 58 to 6450 and encodes 2130 amino acids. Lineage: Eukaryota; Metazoa; Chordata; Actinopteri; Scombriformes; Scombridae. The transcript has 49 exons.
GCCAAGAGUGGAAUUUGUGUUAAUGGGGAGAAAGCACAUUCAAUUGGAAUUCUAAAAAUGAUUGAAACAAUGGAUACACAACGUGCCUUGCAGGCGGUGGAGCGUCUCCAGGCCAAACUGAAGGAAAGGGGGGAGGUGCCCACAGAGGAGAAACUCAGCCUACUCAAAUCGGUGCUCCAGAGCCCCCUCUUCCACCAGAUCCUGGCCUUGCAGAAGUCUGUCCAGCAUAUCAAGGAGCAGGGGAGCGUCCCAUCAUCACGAGGGAGUGACCUUGGUGAUCAUAUCACAGCAGUCAAGCCCAACGGUGGCCAUGUUUCCUACCCAGACGUCUCAGCUGCUACGCACAUCAAUGGCAAGGCAUCAUCUGAAGAAUUUGAUCAUAUUAUUAACGCCAUGGCACAGGGGCGCUACGUGACAAACGUGGAGCUGCAGAAGCCAGUGUCAGGAGGUCUGGGCUUCAGCGUGGUGGGCCUGAAGAGCGAGAACCGCGGCGAGCUUGGCAUCUUUAUUCAGGAAAUUCAACCAGGAAGUGUGGCUCACUGUGACGGGAAGCUUAAAGAAGCAGACCAGAUUUUGUCCAUCAAUGGCCAGGCCCUGGACCAGACAGUGACCCACCAGCAGGCUAUAAGCAUCCUGCAGAGUGCUUCGGAGAGGGUGCAACUCACAGUUGCUAGAGGGCCAAUACCUCAGCUGGCCAGUCCUGUGGUGUCCCGAACACCCUCUGCUGCCAGUACACUGUCGGCCAACUCUAGCGCGUGGCAGCAUGUGGAGACCAUUGAGCUGGUCAAUGAUGGCACUGGCCUGGGUUUUGGCAUUGUGGGAGGAAAGACCACUGGUGUUAUUGUCAAAACUAUCCUUCCUGGAGGCAUAGCAGAUCAGGAUGGCCGCCUGCGCAGUGGGGACCACAUCCUGAGAAUCGGAGACACUGACCUCUAUGGCAUGGGCAGUGAGCAGGUGGCGCAGGUCCUCAGGCAGUGUGGUAACAGGGUGAAGCUGGUGGUUACCAGGGGUCCUGUAGAUGAGAAUCCCGCUGUUUCUGCUGUCAUGCCAGUGGUACUCCCCACUGUCAACGAGCAACAGGACUACGAGGAAGAGGAGUCUGAAGCGUUUGAUGUGAGCCUCACCAAGAACGCCCAGGGACUGGGAAUCACUAUUGCUGGCUAUGUUGGAGAUAAAAAUUCAGAGCCCUCUGGUAUUUUUGUUAAGAGCAUAACAAAAGAAAGCGCUGUGGAUCAAGAUGGCCGUGUUCAUGUGGGAGACCAGAUAAUAGCUGUCGAUGGUGUUAACAUCCAGGGAUACACCAAUCAACAGGCAGUGGAAGUCCUCCGACACACAGGCCAGACAGUCCACCUUAAGCUGAUCCGGCGGGGUUUCAGGCCUGAAGAGAUCCCCCCUGCUAGGUCCCCCAGUAUCACCAUACUGCCCCCUUGCACCACCAUCCCCACCACAACCACUGUCUUGACGGAGCUCGAGCUGGAGAGGAAGGCUGAGGAGGCUGCUCAAGCCGCCGCAGAUGAAAAGCAGCUCCAGACAAAGGGUGAAGGAUCUGAUGUCAGUCCAGCCACGGAUCAGCUAACAGAAGACAAACAUGGGAUGAAGCAAACACCAUCUGAGGAAGAAGAACUAAUGAAGAAGUGGCAGGAGAUUCUGGGUCCAAGUAAUGAAGUUGUAGUGGCUCAGGUGGAGAAGUUUAGUGAGAACAGUGGCCUGGGGAUCAGUCUCGAAGCCAACAGCGGGCAUCAUUACAUCCGUUCUGUCCUACCCGAGGGACCUGUUGGUCGAUGUGGCAAGCUGUUCAGUGGAGAUGAACUGGUUGAGGUCAAUGGCAUAUCCCUGAUUGGUGAGACCCACAAGGAAGUUGUCAAAAUCUUGAAGGAGCUCCCACUCUCUGUAUACAUGACAUGCUGUAGGCCUGCUCCUCACCUGCAGGCUGACAUCGAUGUUGUACAACCAGAAGCAGAGGCUUUAUCCACAGUGUCUGUAUUAAAGAAACAAAUAGACCUGAGCAGUGUACUGGUUGCUGAAGACUCUGAGGUGAAAGCAGCGGCAGCGACGCAGGAUAAUGUGACCGAGGAGGCGAUUGGAUCUCCUUUGGCCAUGUGGGAGCUGGAGAUCCAGAAUAUCGAAUUAGAGAAGGGAGAAGGUGGACUGGGAUUUAGCAUUCUGGAUUACCAGGACCCAUUGGACCCCGCCAAGACAGUGAUAGUGAUUCGCUCUUUGGUUCCCUCUGGUGUGGCUGAGCAGGAUGGCAGACUGUUGCCAGGAGACCGACUCAUGUAUGUCAACACCACUAACCUGGAAAACGCCAGCUUGGAAGAUGCAGUCCAGGCCCUGAAGGGAGCUAAGCUUGGAAAGGUGCAGAUAGGAGUCGCCAAACCGCUGCCUGGAAUAUGUGGAUAUUCCCACUCUCCACACCCAUAUGGUGAGCAGGAAAUAACUUCAUCAUCCACCAUCCAUUCAUUUGACUUCAACAAUAUUUUGGUUGAAGAAGCAGAGGAAGGAGGACUGACUGAGGGCAUCGUUUACCGAGCAGAGCCUGCAUUGAUUGACACCACUGAAGGAGACCUGUCUGAUGAAAAGGUGCUAGAGCAUUCUUACUCUGGAAUAGAGGAUGACACUUUCCAGGCAUCGAUGAUUGCUCUUCAUGGGAGCAGCUGUAGCGCAGACCUGGAUUACCUGCACUCCUCCACGCCUAAGCUGACAGCUCGACUGGAAUUGUUGGAUGAGCAUCCUCGCUUCGCAACAACACCGCCAGGCCUCGCAGACAACACACAACAGUUCUCUCCGGAGAAGCCGGCUCCGUUUACUCCUCCGAGAGAUCGCGCCACGGCUUUUAAUGCUGUACUAAGCAGUUCGGAUCAGUUCUUGGCACAGAACUUGACCAAAGAGGAGCCAGUGGAUUGCUUAAACUCAUACAAUCCAUUCGCUGAAAUAGAAACCAGAUCUAAUGUCCAAGAGGAAACUGCGGAGUCGCUUCAUUUUCAGAAGGAGCCGGCCAUCUCUUUUGGGGAUAUUCAGAUUUUGAUGAAGGACGAGGAGACUCGCGUGAAAGACUCAGCGGAAGAUGGUGACAAGCAAGUGCUGACCUCUGGGAGUAAUUUUGAAAGGACUAUCACAGUUGUCAAGGGCAACUCCAGCCUCGGGAUGACAGUGUGCGCCAUGAAAGAUGGUUUGGGGAUGCUGAUCCGCAGUGUAAUCAACGGCGGCUCCAUCAAUCGUGACGGACGCCUCGGGGUUGGUGACCUCAUCCUCGCCAUCAACGGAGAGCCCACCGCCAACCUGACCAACGCUCAGGCUCGCGCCAUGCUUAGAAGACACUCCCUGAUCGGACCAGACCUGGGAUCUGCUUGUGCACCCGAGGACGAUCUGUGCCCGUUUUAUGUCAUUACAUACGUCCCAGCUGAGUAUCUGGAGGAGUACAAGGCCAGUUUAGAGCAGGACAAAGAUGACGUCUUCUCUGAAGCAGCUCCAGUCCCAAUCGAUAGAGAUAUUCCUAACCUCCCUGAGCGGGAAGAUGGAGAGGGAGAGGAGAGUGCAUCUUACAGCAACUGGAACCAGCCUAGAAAAGUGGAGCUCUUCAGAGAGCCAGGCAAGUCCCUGGGGAUCAGUAUCGUCGGGGGCCGUGGGAUGGGCAGCCGGCUGAACAACGGAGAGGUGAUGAGGGGCAUUUUUAUUAAGCACAUCCUCGACGACAGUCCUGCUGGACACAACGGGACCUUGAAGACUGGGGACAGGAUUGUAGAGGUGGACGGAGUUGAUCUAAGAGAUGCCAGUCAUGAGGAGGCAGUGGAGGCCAUACGCAGGGCAGGCAACCCUGUCUCCUUCUUGGUGCAGAGUAUUAUCCACAGGCCGAGGCCUGAGUCAAUAUAUUGCCCAGCCCCAUCGCCUGCAGUAGAGAUGCACAGCAGCACUUUCACAUGCAUGCCACAUCGCACAUCCCAGUCGAUAACAGACUCCGGCGAGGAGCGAGCUGCGGCUGCGACAAGGGACAACAAGGACAAGGAGGGAUACAGUCACAGUAGACUUUUCCUCCGCCUCUUCCCAACUAACCCUUUCACUCCUACCCCGUUUAAGUCUGCAAAGCGUGAAGCGGCAAAGGCGUCUUCCACCAGCUCUGUCGCCCUCCUGCCAGUGGUGCCCCAUGUGGGAGAGACUGAUACAGACACGCUGACAGAGACUCCUGGCAGAGCUGCUGAGGCAGAGGAGGUGAAGGAGGAGGAGGUGGAUGAGUUUGGAUACAACUGGAAGAACAUAAUCCAGCGCUAUGGCAGCCUUCCAGGUGUCCUACACAUGAUUGAGCUGGAAAAAGGCAAGACGGGCCUCGGCCUCAGCCUGGCAGGAAACAGAGACCGCUCUCGCAUGAGUGUGUUCGUAGUGGGAAUAGACCCCAGCGGGGCAGCCGGCAGGGACGGACGCAUGGUGGUGGGGGAUGAGCUGCUGGAGAUUAAUGGUCAGGUCCUGUACGGACACAGUCACCAAAAUGCAUCUUCUAUCAUCAAGAGUUCUCCAUCAAAAGUCAAAAUCAUUUUUGUCAGGAACACGGAGGCGCUGAACCAGAUGGCUGUGGGACCGGUGAGAGAACACGAGGGAGACACAGUGGAGCCCCACACUGAGCAAGAAACUACCGCUGCUAACGGUGAUGCUGACGCUUCGAAACAUCAUGUCAUAAAGCUGAAGGAUGAUGGCGGCCUUGGCGUCACCUUUGUCGAAGGGAACACUGAGAGUGGAGUGGAGAUUCAGAGUAUAUCUGAAGCGCAAGGACACACAGGCAAAGAGGGCUGCAUGAAACCUGGAGACAAACUCUUAUCUGUUAAUGGUGAAUCAGUGAUGGGCUACACUGUGAAAAAGGUGAAUUCUCUACUGAGAAAAGCCAAAGGUCCACUGAAGCUAACCUUCUCUACAAAUGAGACCUCCUCCUCCUUCAUCUCUCCCCAGUCAACCUGCCAGGACAGGGCCAACUCGGAAGAAGUCCUUGCCAGCCUACCCAGCAUGCCUAGUGCUGCCAUGGCUACCAUGAGUCAGCCAGAAGUGGAAGCAGUCACAAGUCUGAGUCGCUCUUCCACCCCUUCCACUCUGGCCUCUGACCCGGCGACCUGUCCCAUCAUUCCCGGCUGUGAGACCACCAUCGACAUCUCCAAGGGCCGCACAGGCCUGGGUCUCAGCAUCGUGGGGGGCUGUGACACCCUGCUGGGGGCCAUCAUUAUCCACGAGGUUUAUGAAGAAGGGGCUGCCUCAAAAGAUGGCAGGCUAUGGGCAGGAGACCAAAUCCUAGAGGUGAAUGGCAUUGACUUGCGCGCUGCCAGUCACGAUGAAGCCAUCAACGUGCUGCGGCAGACCCCGCAGAAGGUCCGGCUGUCGGUCUACAGGGACGAGGCCCAGUAUAAGGAGGAAGACCUGUGGGACUCAUUCACUGUGGAGCUGCACAAGAACCCGGGCCAGGGCCUGGGCCUGAGCAUCGUGGGGAGGAGGUCACGGGAUCAGAGGAAUGACACAGGAGUGUUUGUGUCAGACAUAGUGAAAGGAGGUUUGGUGGACACUGAUGGCCGACUGAUGCAGGGUGACCAGAUCCUCUCAGUAAAUGGAGAGGACGUCAGGUCGGCCACUCAGGAGGCGGUCGCUGCUCUCCUCAAGUGCUGCAUUGGGCCUAUAAAAAUGGAGGUGGGGAGGUUUAAAGCUGGCCCUUUCCACUCUGAAAGAAGGCUGUCACAAAGUAGUCAGAUGAGUGAAACAGGCAGCUCCAAAGUGACCCCUCAGUCAUGUUCAGAUGCUGCAAACGUUCCUGGUGACCCUGACAACCUAAGCAGCAGUCAGGAACCUCCAGAGUAUCAGGACACGAGAAUAGUGGAGUUCACUAAAGGUCCCAAUGAUUCUCUUGGUAUCAGUAUAGCAGGUGGGGUGGGCAGCCCUUUGGGUGACAUACCCAUCUUUAUCGCCAUGAUGAAUCCUGUUGGUCUGGCUGCUCAGACCCAGAAGCUCAAGAUUGGGGAUCGGAUUGUCAGUAUCUGUGGAACCUCUGCUGAGGGCAUGACCCACUCACAGGCUGUCACUCUGCUCAAGAAUGCUACGGGCACAAUACAGCUUCAGGUAGUAGCAGGUGGUGACACCACUGUGACGGGUCCCUCGCCGGAUCAAGCAACUGGAGGUCUCACUCCCAGCUGCAUCUUCCAGGAUGACCUCGGCCCUCCUCAAUAUAAGACCAUCAUUCUUGAAAGAGGACCAGAUGGACUGGGUUUCAGUAUAGUUGGAGGUUACGGCAGCCCUCAUGGAGACCUGCCGAUCUACGUUAAAACUGUUUUUGGAAAGGGGGCAGCAGCAGAGGACGGGCGUCUGAAGCGAGGAGACCAGAUAAUGGCUGUUAAUGGGCAGACUCUGGAGGGCGUCACACACGAAGAGGCCGUUGGCAUCCUGAAAAGGACCAAAGGAAGUGUCACGCUCACUGUGCUUUCAUAGACACACAUAUGCAAACACUCAACACAUACACAUUAAUUUCACAUUUAUACAGACUGAAGGAAACUGAAGCAAGGUGCAGGUGUGAUCAUGUCUAGCAGUCACUGUACUCACACCAGUAAUAUAUUUCACAACUUGGCUGUGAACACUGAAAUAUGAACAAUCUCACAUUUAUAAUCAUGAAGAAACUGAUUGCUCAAUGUAGCUUCGAACACUGUGAUCCAAGUAAGUCUACUGCACAUAGACUGUCAUGUGAUUGAAGACCCAAACGUAGUUAAAUGAAUUAACAAUAGGGAAAUAAACUUGGAAACAUAGCUCACCUUUACAUUCCACGGGUCUGGACUGAAGUAUUCACUGGACACUGUCGUAUUAAGUAUUUUGCAGUUUUCUGUAUUGAAAUGAAUUGUAAGAUGAUUAUUUUCCUGAGUAUUUUACAAUAGAGAACACUUUAAAGCAAUAUUGCGACAUUUCUAGUAGCAGAGGCCAAUGUUCUAAGGUUUAUUGCCAUCUGUAGUCUACUUAAAGGGGCAACCUCUACUAAAUUCUGAGCAUGAAACAGCAUGAAAUCACACUUCAUGCAAUAAACAGAUAUAGCAGGAUUUAGCUAAUGACUGUAUUAGCUGUGCAGGAUUAUUUGUCUUUUGCGUCGCACUGCUCUUAGCAGUUUAUCAUACUCUGAUUUUUCUGGCUGAUGCUACUGUAUCUGGUGUUAAUCAAUUUAUCAUAAAGCCACUGCUGUAUUAGCACAGGUG